AUGCCGGAGCUUGUGGCUCGUCGUCGCCCACGCGACAAGAGCUGUUGCUGGGCCAUUCCUCCUACGGAGGCAUUCUGCGACAAGCGCAUGGCUUGGCCUGAAGCUCCUGCUUGUGCGGCUACGCUGUAUCGCCGCGCCGGACGUGAGCUCACGACGAAGGAGGUGCGCCAGCUUGGUGUCGUGCACGGCAAACCCGUGCCUUCCGGGUACUUCGUACUGGAGCAGAGCACGAUCGGCCCUGCCCACACGGUCAGCGUUGUGCGCUCGCCGGACGAGCCCGGCAAGCGCAUGCUCUGCAUCGGAGGGGUUGUCUAUCGUGGAAUUCUCCACGACUUCACACCCUCCGAGCCGCAGGGCAACACGAGCUUCCGCUCAGGCUUCUGUAGCUACCCCGGAGAGCUCCAGGGAUGGAGCGUACGCGACCUGUUGCAGCACCACGGGCACGCCUGGGGGCGCCAUGCUGCCGCCUUCGCCCUAAAAGACGGCGGAGACCUGCGCCGUGCACUGGACCCUGAGGAUUUUGGGGCGACAGUGGGGUGGCGCUCAGAGGGCCCGCUUAUUAAGGCGCCUCUCGAUCAGCUCCGGAGGCAGAUGCCUUACGUCCUCCAGGUGCUGAGGCGACGCGGCGGUUGUCCUACUUCGAACCUCUUCUCGAAGAUUCGAAACGGCCUGAAGCGUCCCCUCGCGCACGAGCUGAAGAACGGCCGCCUUCGUUUCUUCGGGGCCCCUCAUUGUCUGAGCCAACAGUUGCACGGAGAGGGCUACUGCUUUGACCAGUGGAUCGCAGAUCCCGAGCCCAAGCCUGCGACGCUUUCCGCAUGGCACAUGGGGCUCGAGGGGAUCGCGACCAUACACGCCCUGUGCACGCUUGGCUACUCCCCGAGCGGGGACCCCAGCGGAGACGCCGACGUUCUAGUCGCGAUCGACAUGUUCUUCUCCGCCGGAGAGCUACUUCCGCUCAUCGAGGGCUGGAUCAAGGCUCGCCCCGGGGACCCCUGGGUCAGCCGCCUCAAGAAGACGGCUUGCCGCCAGAUCAGAAACAACAAGCAGAACUUCGCUCUCGCCAAGAAGGCGGUUGCUAACUGGGCCCAGGGUCACCCGAACGAGGACCUUCUCCAGCCACUCUGGGAUCGGAUCAACACGGUCGACGACUGGCCGGAGAUGAAGCAGUUCAUCCAGCGGCAGGCUGAUUUUGCGAUGCACGAGUGCGCCCGCGGGUCCGCGUCAGAGAUGGGGCAUAAGAUCGCGCGCGACCGCCUCUGGGAGUCCGUUAGCGGCGCUGCGACCGCGACUGUACCAACGUUUCUCGGAGGAGAAUCGAUGGAGACUCGAAUCCACAUUCUCGUCGAGCUGGCCACCCGGGCGAAGGGGGGCCCAAAGAUCCUGAAGAUCGUCGAGGCGAUCGACUCCAUGGAGGCAAUGACCUUCGCGAAUCUUGAGGACGCCGGCUGCAAGGCGCGCGACCUGCUGAUUGAGCGUCUCAAGAAGCUUCGAGGCCCAGCACGCGAGACCCUGAUCAAGCAUGUCCAGCCGUCGCGGGAAGGGUGGAAGGACCGCAUCUUUGAGCUUCAGCAGAUGUCCUCGCAAUUCCUCUCCGUCCCCGCGGUGAAGCAUCUGCAGCGCCUCGUGAAGAAGAGUGCGGUCAUGAUCAACAAGAUCGCCCGGUUCUGCGCAGGACGCUACGUGACCGAGGGCUAUGAGGUCGCGAAGUUGAUCCACGACUCUCUCACUCACAUCGACGAGGAGAUCAUGAAGCCUUGCGACGUCUACUCCAAGAAGCCCGGAGGCACGGAGCUCACGCGGGAGCUUCUCGCCACGGUCCACGAGACCGGCGGUUCGGGGACGCGGAGCUCACGCGUGGAGUUUGCGCAGGCUCCCCCGAGCGCGGAGAAAGGAGGCAACGGUACGUGGACCGCCGAGCGCCAGACGUGGACGGACUGCCAGCGCGACGUUGCCCCCGGUGACCUCUCCGCCCCCUUCCCCCUCGCAGCGGGUCUUGGUGAGCAGAUCGCCGCCGCGAUUAACGCAGGGAGUUCAGGAG
Molecule: messenger RNA, 2041 nt
Organism: Prorocentrum cordatum
Lineage: Eukaryota; Dinophyceae; Prorocentrales; Prorocentraceae
Source: the annotation of a GenBank genome assembly